This is a messenger RNA of Vanrija pseudolonga, 3964 nucleotides long. RefSeq names its product Ubiquitin carboxyl-terminal hydrolase 21 (gene ubp21). Bases 318 to 3659 code for a protein of 1113 amino acids. Gene Ontology annotation, molecular function: protein binding; cysteine-type deubiquitinase activity. Gene Ontology annotation, biological process: protein deubiquitination; regulation of protein stability. Gene Ontology annotation, cellular component: nucleus; cytosol. The transcript has 11 exons. The record is from RefSeq and is a predicted model, not a curated record. NCBI's taxonomy places the organism in Eukaryota, Fungi, Basidiomycota, Tremellomycetes, Trichosporonales, Trichosporonaceae.
CGUCAUCCUUGUACCCCUUCCUACAACCAACCCUUCUCUCUCCUCUCUCUCCCUCCCCCCCUCCGCCACCCCCGCCCCUGUGAUUGCGAUCGCGCCUCUGGUUCUCACCUCCCUGUUUGUCUUGUAGCACGAACAAACGAGUGGUGCACAAGGCGUCGUUCAACAACGCGUCACUCCUCUCCCCCCCCCCCCCCGUCUGGCCCAUUUCGUGCUUGAUAACCCACACCUUGUUGUCCAACAACAAGCACCUCCUUUGCUCAAACAACAACCUGCAUCACCCACACCCCGUACCCUCCCCUACAGGGGUGUGAUUCACCAUGCAGCAACAGAACGACGUUACGGACAUUAUCAUUGACGAGAGCCCGGCCCCGCUCGAGGUUGAGGAGCUGCCAAACGUCCAUGACUAUGAGGCCUUUGCGGCCAAGGCCAUGCCUGACCUGGGCCUUGAGAUCGAGGACUUCCAGUCUCAGACCUGGCGCAUUGAGAACUGGAGCCAGCAGCCCAAGCGCCUGCAGGGCCCGGAGUUCAGCUGCGGUGGUCACAAAUGGCGCAUCCUCCUCUUUCCCCAGGGCAACGCCAAUGGCCAGCCCAAUGACAUGGUCUCCGUCUACCUAGACUACGCGAAUCCCAAAACGGCCCCCGAAGGAUGGCACGCCUGCGCCCAGUUCUGCCUGGCCAUCUCGAACCCUUGGGACCCAACAAUCCACAACUCGAGCCAUGCCCACCACCGUUUCGUGGCCGAGGAGUGCGACUGGGGCUUUACGAGAUUCGCCGACCUGAGGAAGUUGCACACGGCCGACGCCGCCAACGGCAAGACGCGCCCGACUAUCGAGAACGAUGAGGUCGAGAUCACUGCGUUUGUCCGUGUCCUCAAGGACCCAACGGGUGUUCUCUGGCACAACUUCGUCAACUACGACUCGAAGAAGGAGACCGGCCACGUUGGACUGAGGAACCAGGGGGCAACCUGCUACAUGAACUCGUUGCUGCAGUCCCUCUACUGCACCAACUACUUCCGCCAGGCCGUGUACCAAAUCCCUACCGACCAGGAUAUCCCAUCAGAAUCUCUUGCCUUGGCACUGCAGCGUGUCUUCUACCACCUCCAGACGUCCAACCAGCCUGUUGGAACAACCGAACUGACAAAGUCGUUCGGAUGGAAGUCGCUCGACUCGUUCAUGCAGCAUGACGUCCAGGAGUUUAGCCGCAUUCUUCAGGACAAGCUCGAGGCCAAGAUGAAGGGCACACCAGCCGAGGACGCCAUCCCCAAGCUCUUCAAGGGGCAGAUGAAGAACUACAUCAAGUGCAUCAAUGUUGAUUUCGAGUCGUCUGUCAUUGAGGACUUCUAUGACAUUCAGCUCACCAUCAAGGGUCUGAAGAACCUGCGUGACUCCUUCCGUGACUACGUCUCGGUCGAGACGCUGGAUGGCGACAACAAGUACCAUGCCGAGGGCUUUGGCCUCCAGGACGCCAAGAAGGGUGUCAUCUUCAAGCAGUUCCCUCCUGUGCUUCACCUCCAGCUCCGUCGCUUCGAGUACGACGUUGAGAAGGACGCUCUUGUCAAGAUCAACGACCGCCACGAGUUCCCCUUCGAGAUUGAUCUCGCAGAGUUCCUCGACGAGUCGGCGGACCGCUCCGUGUCGCACGUCUACAAGCUCCAUGGUGUCCUCGUCCACUCUGGUGACCUCCACGGCGGCCACUACUUUGCGCUUAUCAAGCCGGAGAAGGACGGCCGUUGGUUCAAGUUUGACGAUGACCGCGUUACGCCCGUUACCGACAAGGAGGUCCUCGAGGACAACUAUGGCGGUGACAUGCUCAACGGUCUCGUUCCUCCCCACCAGCGCACUCAGGCGCGCACCCUCAAGAAGUUCACCAACGCCUACAUGCUGGUUUACGUCCGCGAGACGGAGCUUGACACCAUCCUCGCGCCCUUCACCGAGGCCGACACUCCUCCUCACCUCAAGGAGCGCCUUGAUGCCGAGCGCGAGCAGCUCGAGGCCAAGAAGCGUGAGAAGGACGAGCAGCACCUGUACCUCACCGCCAAGGUCAUCACCGACGAGAUCUUCAAGGCCCACCAGGGCUUUGACCUUGCCUCGUUUGAUGACAAGAACCUUCCCGCCACGGAGCUUCCCACUUUCCGCGUCCUCAAGAACGAGACGUUCGCGAGGUUCAAGGAGCGUAUUGCAGGGUACUUCAAGAUUCCUGAGCGUGACUUCCGUCUCUGGGUUCUCGUCAACAGGCAAAACAAGACUAUUCGUCCCGAUGUGCCCAUCACGGACGAGGCAAACAACCAGACCAUGGAGUUCAUCCGCAACAACAUGGCUGCCCGUGCCGCCGACUUGCGCCUGUACCUCGACUACAACCCUGACCACGCCAAGUUCAAUGCCCAGCACGCCGACCCGAACAACCAGCCUAUCAUGAUCUUCCUCAAGUGGUUCGACGUCUCGAAGCAGACGCUUUACGGCGAGGGCAAGUUCUUUGCCAACAAGAACAGCAAGGUGUCGGACCUCUACUCUGAGAUUCAGGAGAGGAAGGGCUGGCCAUCGUCGACCCCCAUCAAGCUGUACGAGGAGAUCAAGGCCGGCAUGAUCGAGGGCAUGAAGGUCAAGCAGACCUACUACCAGAACGAGAUCCAGGACGGUGACAUCAUCACCUUCCAGGUUGACCAGACGGAGAAGGAGGUCCAGGACCGUGAGGCCCAGUCGCUCUACUCGAGCGUGCCUCAGUUCUACGACUUCCUCCAGAACCGCGUCCUCGUGCAAUUCAAGCCCAGAUAUGACGACGGCACCAACCCCGAGGGUAGCGAAUUCCAGCUCAUGCUGAGCAAGAAGAUGAACUACGAACCCAUGGCACACCGUGUUGGCGACCACCUGAAGCACGAUCCUCUCAAGCUGCGCUUCACAUCGUCAAACCCCCAGUCUGGAGCGCCCAAGGCCGUUAUCAAGCGGGCCUUGAACCAGAGCGUUGCCGACAUCACUCAGACCAACUACUACAGCCAGCACCCCAACGUUAUCCUGUACUACGAACUGCUCGAUAUCAGCAUCAUCGAGUUAGAAACGAAGAAGUCGCUCAAGGUUGUGUGGACUGGCCGCAACAACAAGGAGGAGUCGACCCACUCGUUCCUGUUGCCCAAGCCCAGCACAUUUAGCGAUGUCGCCGACCACCUGUUGCGAGCAGUCAAGUUGCAGCCUGGUGGAUCGGGUAAGAUUCGUGUGUUUGAGGCCUCGAACGGUGGCCGUCAGCAGCGCGAGCACACGUCUUCGGAGCUGAUCGGCAACCUGCCCGACCCCGCCGAGCUGUUUGCUGAGGAGAUUCCUCUUGAGGAGAUCAAUGCUGGUGACAACACCAAGAUUGUCAACCUCUUCCACUACUCGCGCGACCCAACCAAGACGCACGGUGUGCCUUGCAAGUUUGUUGUCAUUGAGGGCGAGAAGUUCUCGGACACCAAGGCGAGGAUACAGGAGAGGAUCGGCGUUUCGGACAAGGACUUUGCCAAGUACAAGUUUGCCCUUGUCCAGUCGACCGUCUACAAGCAGCCCUCGCCAGUGGAAGAAGAUGAUGUGCUGUAUGACCACAAGUGGGCGGCGGACGACGCAUUGGGCCUUGACCACCUGGACAAGAGACCCAACAAGGUCAACGCCGAGAAGGGUAUUGUCAUGCGAUAGGGGAAGAGAUACAGGUUGAGAGAAGCGACAGCGAAGAGCGCCUUACGUCCAUCACAUGUUUUCACUUUCCAAUCAUACCCCGCACACACUGCCCUUCUUGUCCCUUCGUUCCGCCUCUGCCUCGCCUGCCCGUGCCCCGGUCGCCCAGCUGCCGACUUUGUCUCGGGAGACAGCCAUGAGCCUGGAAGACAGAAAACAGCUGUUACUGCUGGCAAUAUGUGGCUGAACCUGUGGCUGUGGACACCCUCCCCCCCCCCCCCCCAUCCGUCAAUACCGUGUUUGUACCGAAAAAUGGAGAAGAGAUC